This is a messenger RNA of Sitophilus oryzae (rice weevil), 1266 nucleotides long. RefSeq lists its product as uncharacterized. The coding region runs from base 54 to 1088 and encodes 344 amino acids. The record is from RefSeq and is a predicted model, not a curated record. The transcript has 2 exons. Lineage: Eukaryota; Metazoa; Arthropoda; Insecta; Coleoptera; Curculionidae.
AACGUCAGUCGUUGGUUACGACAGCAGUCAUUGUCAAAAUUCCUUGUCUAAUAAUGUCCCACACAAAUUUCGUAACCAAAGUACCCCGAAUAUCUAUCAAAACAAAACGGAAGAGACGCAAACACAAGAAGAUGCCAUCAUCUAACUCUGAGACCGAAGAUACCAACGAAAUGUCCGAAGACAACCGAAACAUUGAAACGAGAAGAUCGUCUUAUUACAGCCUGUCCAGCAGCGGUGAAGCCAGCCUAAAGGUUCUGGAAACCUACGACGAAUUCCUCAACUUAAAAGAUUUUGAUUUUACUUUGCGCCAGCAAAACUUGCAGGAAAAUAAGGAAGCGAUUGAUUCCGAAAUAAACCAGAGCUUAUUUCUACUGAAGCAAAUCUGUGCUGACUUGGAUAUGUGUCCUUUGAGUGUGGUCAGGCCAGAAAGAGAGUAUAAACUUAUGUCCCUUUUGCAAACGAAUCAAAUCAGUUUUGAAGCUUCCGACAAAGAACCUGAAGUAAGUGUUGAUAUAAUCAGAAAAGACAGGACGCAUUUUAAGUUGCAAGGAGACUGUAUCGAUGAAGAAUAUCCUUCAAUUAUUCCCCAGUUUUUAACACAGUCCAUUGCAUUUCGAAAUGCGGAAUACGAAAAACCGUCAAAGACUGAUAAUGAAGAGAGUAUCAAAGGAAUCAAAAGUUCACACAUUUCUCACAGCUGUAACACUCAAACGAACGACCAUCAUCACUAUCAGUAUUAUUACAAGAAUCCUUCAGUGAACAAAAUCGUUCAAACCAACAGGAAAACUAAAUGCCAGGAGUCUCAAUCGCCCCAUGCUUUCUAUGAAAACAAAUACACAAACACCACCAUCACAGCAUUGUAUCCUUCUAGGGAAAGGCACACUCAAAUGUACGAGCAUAUCACUCAAAAUGAUCUGGUUUGUUUGGAGUGGAUCGAUAAGAAUUUGUUUAGAAUUUCCAUGGAUCCCAAUACCAUGAUUGUGGAUGAAAGACUAAAAGAUAACAGCGAGGUGGCGUGUAAAGGAACAAGUUUGUUUGAAAGAGAGUUAUCAUGGGAACAACACGCGUUAUGUCAUCCAAGACAGUAAAAGAUGUAGUGGGUGUACUAAGAGUCAGUCUCCAAGUUCUUGAAAACCAACUCCAACUUUUAUAGUCUUAUAGAAAAGGAUAGAACUGGAGAAUGUAACUUAAUGAUCAGAAGAGGAUCCCAAAGUUCUAAUAAUCUAAUAUCUACCAAGAAAUAUACACUUGCGUGCAUAGAAAUCG